Messenger RNA from Aspergillus affinis, 1461 nucleotides. RefSeq names its product fungal specific transcription factor domain-containing protein. Gene Ontology annotation, cellular component: nucleus. Gene Ontology annotation, biological process: positive regulation of transcription by RNA polymerase II. NCBI's taxonomy places the organism in Eukaryota, Fungi, Ascomycota, Eurotiomycetes, Eurotiales, Aspergillaceae. Bases 1 to 1461 code for a protein of 486 amino acids. The transcript has 3 exons. Gene Ontology annotation, molecular function: transcription cis-regulatory region binding; DNA-binding transcription factor activity. The record is from RefSeq and is a predicted model, not a curated record.
AUGUGGGCGCAACCCCUAGACCCGUCGGCCCAUGUGUUUCAGUCGGCCAUGCCACCAAAGCGACGAAGACUCAGUGAAUCGCCUAUGUCAGUCUGCUCUCCGGCAUCCAUGGAAUCCCGGGAUUUUUCCAGAUCUUCCUUGUCCAUCUGCCAUGUAUCGUCUGCCGCCUCUUCUCCGUUGAACUCCGGCUACACUGAGACUCGUUCGCCAAGUACUGAGAUCAGUGAUCUUAACGAGAAUGAUGACGCUGCAUCCAAUGAUGCGUCAAUGAAAGACCUUUCAGUGGUCUCUCCAAAACCCCCCGGGCACCUCAGCCACCUGUCGACUCUUGAAACCCACUAUCUUCAAUACCAUAUGGAGCAAGGUUCGAAACUACUGGCCAAUCUAGAAAGUGAUGAAAAUCCGCUACGAUCAUUGAUUAUUCCCCGAGCUUUUUCAUCUCCCCUCUUGAUGAAGGCGCUGUGCGCCGUUUCCGCAGUUCACCUUGCAAACCGCUCUCAAAACAGCCUGGAUGCUCAGAACGCCGCGGCCAAUUACUACAUCCGUACAAUGAGCGGACUGCGCUCUGCGCUAACCGAAUUUCCGCGCAAGAAAUUUCCUGACGAGUCGAUCUUAGCUGUGGCUUUACUCUGCAAGUAUGAAAUAGUGCGGGGGAGCGUCAAGCAGUGGGCGGUUCAUUUGGAUGCCCUGGAAAAGCUAGUCAUCUCCCGCGGCGGGUUGGCUUCGUUUGACAAGGACACAGCAGAUUUUCUCUGGGGACUUUUCUUGUACGCGCACAAUGUGGCCAAAAUCACCAAUCGCCGGCAAAUUACCCUCAUCCCCGGGGCAGAAAACUUCAGUUUCACCAAGCUAGACAUUUAUAUUGGCUAUACUGAAGAGAUCAUCAAGUUAUGUGCGCGGAUUGCAGACCUGCCUCUUCUUAGUCAGGAUCCAGUGGCUUUGGGAUUGGAGAUACAUACGAUAGACACAUCUCUCCGCGACUGGACCCAUACCGCAACGCACUACACAGUACCCCGAGGAACAACAGAGGCUACUCUGCGUCGCCUUCGCAUGGUGGCCGAGUGCUUUCGUGACGCGGCAUACAUCUAUCUCCACUCCACUUUGAAUCGAAUGAGUAGUCAAGACCACACUACCCAGUGUCUACCCUCGUCGUGGCCGGAUUUGGUUACCUUGUCAAAGCAUGAAGCUCUCGAGCGUUGCUUAGAGCGUAUCAAAUCCUUUCCACUCGAUCAACAUUGCGAAUAUUCUGCUCUCACUUUUCCUCUUUUUAUCACUGGCUGCGAAACCCAGGACCCUGAGGCUAGAGAACUUGUCAUCGAGUCACUUACAAAACUAGAGGCUAAUUUCGGGAUUGGGAAUGUCAAGCGAGCCAAGGAGUUGUUGAGAAUCCUGUGGCAUGGGGCGCAUAUGCAUUGGUUGGAUGUAUUGGAGCAAUUGAAAUGGGGUUUGAUACUUGCCUAG